Ostertagia ostertagi is the source of this 477-nucleotide messenger RNA. The record is from the annotation of a GenBank genome assembly. NCBI's taxonomy places the organism in Eukaryota, Metazoa, Nematoda, Chromadorea, Rhabditida, Trichostrongylidae.
AUUGUCAAAUCUUUUGAUUAUAGAAAACAUUCCGUGCGUCCUACAGAUGAGCUGAAGUUGCUGCAGGACAGUUUUGACGCAAUUUUUCACUCCUUCCUGCUGGGCGACGAUGUCGUCAGCCGCCGCGGAAAUUCGACCGAAUCCGGGGUGAACAGCGACGACAGCGUUCACCUUCAUAAUGAUAGCGGAUGCGAAAAAGUAGAACCUCCAGCUGAGAAAGUACCUCGACGAAAAAAAUCUUCCACAGAAUGCUCAAUGAUGAAGGGAUGUAGUGCGCAACGUAUCAAUUUGGUAAUUCAGAAACCUCUUACUGUCGACGUCGAGACUAAGGCUGAGUGUGCCGGCUCUUGUUCUUCCACACGAUCGGUUACCUCUGAUCCCAUCUCCUUCUCGAAGAAUGUGCGAGAAGUUGGUGGAUUCGCUCUCACCGUACUUCAGUACGUCAUCAGAAAAAAGACGCACCACACAAAAGGGUGA